Frankliniella occidentalis (western flower thrips) is the source of this 1852-nucleotide messenger RNA. RefSeq names its product putative serine protease K12H4.7. Gene Ontology annotation, molecular function: dipeptidyl-peptidase activity; serine-type exopeptidase activity. Bases 211 to 1803 code for a protein of 530 amino acids. The record is from RefSeq and is a predicted model, not a curated record. The transcript has 9 exons. Gene Ontology annotation, biological process: proteolysis. NCBI's taxonomy places the organism in Eukaryota, Metazoa, Arthropoda, Insecta, Thysanoptera, Thripidae.
GCGGGCCGAUAAUGCGCUAAGCCGCUGUCAGGAUACCGUGAUUCGCGUGGCCGCCAGUCUGACGCAGCCCUGGCCGCAGGGGGAUCCUCAGAGAGCAGCAGCCCGGACAGCACGACCGUCGUCACCGUGUCGCUCGGGAGCCUCGCUCACCUGCUUGCUCUGUGCGCCCACGCCGGCAGCCCUGCCCAGCCCGUCCGCUCCGCCCCCAAGAUGAUCCUCGCCGUGCAGGCAGCGCUGCUGGCCCUGGCCCUGGCCCUGGCGCCGGCGCCCUCCCAGCAGGCAUCCGUCCCCGCGGGGGGGCAGGACGCGAACGGGGCCACGGACGCGCCCCUUUUCCCCGGCCUCCGCCUCCGACAUGGCCGCCUGCGCUACGUGCCCCCGCCGCCGCCCGCCAACGUCCUCAGCAACGUGCACCAGGUGGAGACCCUCUACUUCGAGGAGCAGGUCCUGGACCACUUCAACCCCAUCGACAAGCGCGUCUGGAAGCAGAGGUACUUCGCCCGCGACGACCUGUACGAGGAGGGCGGUCCUGCCUUCAUCUACAUCGGCGGCGAGGGUCAAGAGGCUGCGCAAUCGCUCGCCGACGGCGCGCUCUACAUGACGUACCUCGCCCGCAUCUACAAGGCCAAGCUCUUUGACCUGGAGCAUCGCUACUACGGCUACAGCCACCCCACUCCGGAUCUAAGCUCGGCGAACCUCCAGUACCUGUCCGCCGACCAGGCCUUGGCUGACCUGGCGUACUUCAUCGAGUACCUGAUCCAGAAGGGCGACCUGAAGGAGGGCCAGAAGGUGGCCGUGUUCGGCGGCUCCUACCCCGGCAACCUGGCCGCGUGGGCGCGACUCAAGUACCCGCACCUGAUCCACGCUGCCGUCUCCUCCAGUGCGCCCGUGCACGCCGAGGCUGAUUACGUCGAGUACAUGGAGGUGGUGUCCCGCUCCCUCGCCAGGGUGGCCGGGCAGUGGUGUGACGACAACGUGAAGAAGGCCACCGACAGAAUCGUACAGCUGCUCAAGACGACCGACGGUUACGAGCAGGUCAAGAAGACCUUCCAGGUCGCCAGCGAGCUCAAGAGUAAGUCGGAUCUGGACAACUUCUUCCAGACGCUCUCCAACCCGUUCGCCGGGGCGGUCCAGUACAACCGGGACUCGGCGCCCAACUCAGCGGACAACAUCAAGUACAUCUGCAGCUUCAUGCAGGGCGACAACAUCUCGCCCGACGAGGCCAUGGAGAAACUGUCGACGCUCAUCCUGGGCCGCAGCAAGGGGACCACACAGCUCUACGACUUCUCUUACAAGAGCCUGGUCGACAGCUACAAGCAAGAGGCGUACCAGUUAGUCGACGGCGAGUACGAUGCCAUGAGGCAGUGGACUUAUCAGACAUGCACCGAGUUCGGCUACUUCCAGACCUUCUCCGGCAAAAACGUCCCCUUCCCCGCGCUGUACAACGCCGUGGACUUCUCUUAUCAGCUGUGCAAAGAUCUAUUCGGAGACGCCUACGACGAGAGCGUCGUGACCGCGGCCGUGGACCGCAGCAACUUGGAGUUCGGCGACAGGAAGCCGGACGUCACCAACGUCAUCUUCGCCAACGGCAACAUUGACCCCUGGCACGCCCUGGGCAUCCUGAGCGACGUCAGCUCCCUCGCCCCAGCCGUCUUGGUGGACGGCGGCUCUCAUUGCGCGGACAUGAACGCCCCCAACGCGAUGUACGACACUGUCGACAUCACAAGCGCGCACGACAAGAUCCACGCCUUCAUCAGGAGUGCACUGUACGAGGACCCCAAUGGCGACCCGGCCGACUUUUAAAAACACGAACUGUACAUGAACCUUAAUAAAAACACAUAGAAAAUAUGUA